UUGUUCUUUCAGGUAUGAGUCAAGUAUGUUUUUCCAAAAUAGGGUCACACUUACAGGAAAUGCAGCAUAGACAUUUCCCUAAGUCUCAGAGAGGGGAUUUGUUGAAAUAAAGUGCCACGAGAAGGUUAAAAAUUCACUGCGGUACAGGACAAACAAAAUAACUUACGAAAGAUGAGAGAAUAAUCAAUCCUGCAGGAACCAAAAGCCAUGACCCCAGAAGUGAAGAGCAGGAGGACACUAUAAAUCAAAUUACAAAUCCAAAGAAGAGCUUUGUGUGAUUCCAGUGCUCAUUAGCACAGUCCACAUGUCCAUAGCCCUGUCCACAUGCUGUGACCACCCCUUACUCAAAUAAACCCCUUCCCCACACAGCAUGAGUAGUGAAAGAAGUGUGCAGGGUAUCAUUAAACGAGGCAGAGACUGCAAAACCAAUGGCUACACUGUUUGUGGUUAGCUGCAGGGAAAGGCUGAUUUCUGUCACUUCAAAAGUGUAAAAAUGGGCACCUGGCAUGCUGAGGGUAUGUCAGCUUUCUUGAUUCACCACCCAGCACCCAUCUCUGCGUAGGUGUGAAAUCAAAUCAUUAUCUCUGCUCAGAGUGUGAAUCUGCUUCUUGCAGGUAGGGUGAAAGAUCCCAGAUCAGGGACAACAGCAAGAGGGAGAUCCUGCAGGUCUGAGGAGCACUCGGGGACUGCUGCACCCAAUGUCACAGCAUGGUGACACUGUCAGUCACACAGCAGGACCGCUGAAACACCGGCAAAGGUGCUGGGGAGGGUCAGGGGCAAUGAGAGCUCCCCAGCACAGCAUUUCCCUCCUGGCAUUGCCCCGUUUGACUCAGCUGAGGCAGCUGGAACUGGGUCUGUCCAUGCAGAUCCUUGUGAUAGCUCCACCAGGCUCUUAUCAGGGAGCUGCAUCAGCAGGAAGCAGCACGGCCUACAGCCCAGAGAGAGCAGAUCCCUGCUCCCCAGCCCUCCCACUCCCAGGGAAGUCCUGAGUCCUCCUCACUCCUUCACAUCUCCUCGGGGUCUGCAGGGACCCCAGGAACAGCACAAAGCUGAGUCAAGCACAGGGAAGGGGUGACCACAGUCCCAGCUGGACCAUGACAGUGUCUGGGCCUCUCCAGUGUCUGCUGGCAAAGCCCAGCCAGCUCUGCUGAGCCCCCCUGGCAUGGCGAUCCUCCCCUCUGAUGUGAGUUUCCAUCACGUUGUAGUAAAAGUUAUUAUCAGGUAUCUACUACUGCAUUAGAUUCCAGACCAGUGGGUGCUGAAAAUAUCACUGUCACUCCUUACAGACCUUGUAGAGAGCUUGUAAUGGGAAUGUUUAGGCUGGGGAGAGCAAAGAGAAAACAGAAAUGGGUGUGUGACAGCACAGAGAAGCAGAGGGACAAGGGUUCAAAGCAGUGAUGUGUCCUUCAUACUAUUCCAUUCAAUUGGGGAGGAGGAGGAACUAACUGGCUGAAGAUAAGGCCAAUGCCCAACUGAGCCAUGAGUACACCUGCAAGACAAACAGGAGAACAAGUAGUCAAGAGUUUCGCCUGAGGCUGAUGAGCCCUCCGAGAAAAUAAUGGGGGGAAGAUUUUCCAGCAGUAUCCACUUCCAGAGGACAUGAAAGGCAAGUCCAGGCUGGGUUUGCUGCACGGGAGAAGCACAGAGCCAGCCCUGAGGGAUCCCACGGGGGCACAGCCUGGGCGAGCUGGGGCAGGGCUCCGGGAGUGCCGGCAGGUGAGCUGCCCUUCCUCACAGCCUAUGAAGCAUGGCCCCCUCCCCUGCUGCAGUGCCUCAUGCUGAGGGCUUUGCAGUGUCCCCUGCCCUCCCCUGGUGCGUGCAGGGUUCCUCCUGCCCCUCCCAGUCCCGAUCCUCCCCAGUGGCAGUGGCAGCGGGGCAGCAGCGGCUGUGGGACCUGGAAGAUUGCUGUGAUCCCAUCAUGGCUCUGCCAGGCUGCGGGGCAAGGAGGCCCUCUUUCCUCCAGCUCUCUGUGUUUUAUCCUAAUACUGCUUUUCCCAGGAAAAGGUCUGAUUAUUCACCAGGAUUUCUGAGUGGCAUGGUUUGAGACAGCUUUCUGAGCAGAUCUCCUUGCAGCUCUCGCUGGGACUGUUGUUCCCAGGUGUCCAAUCACCCUUCUACCGUGUUUGGGUUUUCAGGAGCCUACACCCCAAUGCUGGCCAGGAAGAAGCCUUUCAUCAGUGCCAUCGUUGGGGCACUGGUGGCACUCUCCAUCAUCUCCCUGGUUCUCAGCCUGGUGAGGGUUGAAGAUGUGAUGCUGCCCCCCACGAUCAAGUAUGGGAUGGUGUUUGAUGCGGGCUCAUCCCACACCUCUCUGUUUGUCUACGAAUGGGAUUCAGACAAGGAGAACGACACUGGAGUGGUCAGCCAGAUCUUGUCCUGUGAUGUCCAGGGGCAAGGCAUAUCAAGCUAUGCCAACAAUCCCCCUGAAGCUGGCAAUUCCCUAAGGGAGUGCCUGGAUAAAGCCCUGCAGGUUGUUCCUACUGAGAAGCAGAGGGAUGUCCCAGCUUAUCUUGGAGCAACUGCUGGCAUGAGGCUGCUGAGGGAACAGAACAGCUCAGCAUCAGAGCAAGUCCUGGCCGAAGUUGCUAAAACCAUUCAGGAAUACCCUGUGGCUUUCAAAGGGGCUCAAAUCCUUACAGGAGAGGAGGAGGGGGCCUAUGGCUGGAUCACCAUCAAUUACCUGCUGGACUCCUUCACCAAGUACUCCCCCAAAGCACACACGUGGCUUCAUCCAGAGACAGCCAACAUUUUUGGGGCACUAGAUCUUGGAGGAGCAUCCACUCAAAUCACCUUUAUGCCCGAAGAUUCAGCACUGAGCCAGAAUGAAGCCUCUGAGUUCACCCUGUACGGGUACAGCUACAACAUCUACACUCACAGCUACCUCUGCUACGGGCAGGACGAGAUGCUGAAGCGGCUGGCGAAGGAAUUAAUUGUGGAGUCAUCCCCCAGCACACGAGUCCACCACCCCUGCUACCCAAAGGGCUACAACGAGACCGUGUCGCUGUCCUCCCUCCGCGCCAGCCCCUGCACCGACGGCAGCGACCCGCGCCUGCCCCCGGGCGACAGCAGCGUCACCCUGGAGGGCAGGGGCAGCGCCGGCGGCUGCCUGGCUGCCCUCAGGAAGCUCUUCAACUUCUCGGCCUGUGACCAGAGCCAGGACUGCACCUUCGACGGCGUCUACCAGCCCCCGCUGCGGGGACAGUUCAUUGCCUUCUCUGCCUUUUAUUAUAACUUCAAGUUCCUGAACCUGACGGAGGGGCAGCCACUGGCCGUGGUCAGGGAGGCCAUCGAGGGGCUCUGCACAAGGAGCUGGGAGGAUCUGUCUUCCAGCUACCCCAAAGAGAGUCCCAAGCGACUGCCUAAAUACUGUGCCAACGCCAACUACAUCCUCACACUUCUCCUCGAUGCCUACAAGUUCAACAAGACCAGCUGGAACAACAUCUUCUUCCAGAUGAAGGCGGGGAGCGCCGACGUGGGCUGGACGCUGGGGUACAUGCUGAACCUCACCAACAUGAUCCCGCCUGAGGCUCCAGCCAGCCUGAAGGGGCACAGGCCUUCUCUAUGGGCUGCAGCCAUCACCUUCAUCAUCCUCACCCUCGUCCUGGGGCUCGCUGCCCUGCUCCUGCUGCUGUGGGUGUAGGAGCCUGGCCACGUUUGGGAGCCCAGCAGGGACGGACCAAGGCUGCAGGGCUGUGCUGGAGUCCCCAUGCUCCUGCCUGUUGGACUGGAGCCCAGGGCUGGGUCUGUGCUGCUGAGCACAUUCACCUCUACAGCUCUGCUCUUCCAUAGGCCUGGCCCCCAAUGCGCACACAGGCACACUCUGAGGUUUGCACAGGAAACCCAAUGGGAUCAGCCUGCAGAAGCCUCCGGCAGGCCUGUGUGCCUGCUGUCACUGCUCUGAGUGUUACAGGCAUGGCUCCAUCCCACUGGCUGGCCAUGGGGCUGUGGAGGGCCAGCCUGGCCGUGGGACAGUGCCCCAGUGCCAGCCUGCUGGGGCACGGUGCGGUCACCUGGGGACAGGUAGUGCCAGCUCUGAGAACAGUCACCAGCAGCCAGGCGGGGCCCUGCCGGGUCUGCCAGCCUGAGGGCUGCUCUGUGGGACCCCGGCUGGCCCUGUGCAGGGGCUGGGGCUUACGUGGAGAUGGUCUUGGAGAGAGAGAAAACUGAGCAUUCAAAGUCAGAAGUUUGGUCCAUGCCCCUCCAGAGAAUCCAUCUUAUCAGCGUGUUAUGUCAUGUCAUGUCAUGUCAUGAUCACAUCUCACUACUCAUCAUCUUCCUUUUCACCUGGAAUAAUGGGAUUGAUCCUCAGUGCCUUCCUGGAGACAGCACUGUCCCACCAACAGAAGGCCUGGACCCUGUGGGUGUCAGGAUGAGGCUCCAGCAGGCUGGGAGUCCUGCCCUGCAGGUGGCUGAGCUGGGCCCUGCCCAUGGCCUUUGAUUCUGCUCAUUUUUAGCUUCUCUGUGGAUGAUUCAUGUUGUUGUUUGCAUUCCCACAGUGAGGAGCAGACCUUUGGUGUCUCACUGGAAUGCUGGACACCUCACUGCUCUCGUCAUCCAGAUAAACACUGUAAAAGGCAGCAUGUGGGGAAAUGCCUGCUACUUUGCUCCCAAAUCAUUGUGAUUUUACUAUUUCCGUCUCCCAAGUAAGGGCUAGUGAUGACAGAGACUCCGGGGAAAGGCAAUGACUCUAUGGGAGGUGUCCCUGGAGACACUGAAGUGUCUGCUGGACCUUGGAGUGGAGCCAACAGGGCACAAGGACAGGCUUUUUCCUUCUCAGAGGAGGUGUCUCAACUCACCCAUCACUUGGCUGCUAGUGGGACUCCCCAUAAAAUGUAAUGGGGGGCCUGGGAGCUACCUCUGCCCUGUCCCAGCUGUGUUCCCAAGUCACCCUGUGUUGGGAAGAUGAGCUGUCUGCCAGCCGCGGGGUAUAGGGUACAGCUGGACUGGAGAAGAACCUCAUGCAUGAGAGGAGGAGCCAUCCCCCCCUCACAGGGCUUCCCAGUCCCAGGCAGAGCCCUGUCUGCCAGACCAGUGCCCCUCACAUACCCAGUGCCACGGCCCCCGGGCUGGUGCUGGCUGUUGGAGAUGCAGACCCUGGGAUGGGGCAGGAUGUGUGUGUCCCACCCGGGGUUUCUGCUGUGGACUGCAACCAGCCCUGUGACAGUCCCACU
Molecule: messenger RNA, 5171 nt
Organism: Prinia subflava (tawny-flanked prinia)
Lineage: Eukaryota; Metazoa; Chordata; Aves; Passeriformes; Cisticolidae
Product: ectonucleoside triphosphate diphosphohydrolase 8-like
Exons: 9
Coding region: 2150-3640 (496 amino acids)
Cellular component (GO): plasma membrane
Molecular function (GO): hydrolase activity
Source: RefSeq, a predicted model, not a curated record